UUAUAAUCAGACUAUUAUCAUUUUUUAAAAUAUUAAUUAAAUCAACAUUGUCUGCAUUAUUAAUUACAGUGACAAGUGGUUUAUGGUAACUAAAAUAAGACACAUGGACGUUCGUAGAUACGUGGUUCACGAAUCUUGAAAAUAUCGCAUCAAUGGUUGUACCAUACCUCGUUGUCCCCAUUGCUCUAUCAGAAACAAUAUCUAAAUUCAGCUCACAUUUUAAAAAUUUCAUUAAUGUCAAUCCGUCAUCUUUGUAUGUCAAAGUUGCGCGACAUAGGAUGCGUACCGAAAACAUAACUAGGUCAUUCAUCGAUAGAUUUUACUCCUCACAUUUUUCUCAUACCGGGCCCCUUAUAUAUGCAAAUCGAUUCUUAAGGCGUAAACUCAAAAAACGAUAGUUAUAGUUAUAAGUUGCGCGAUAAUUUUCCACCUUUAAAAUUUUGGGAUUACUGUCUAUUCCAACUAGAACACCUUUCAGCCUGCAGUGGAAUAACUUGUGUAGUGUUUCUUUUGUGAGCGUGGUCUGUGAUCUACACAACUCGUCUAAUAUAUCGUAGUAACAAACCGCAUUUGAUAGCGCUUUCAAUCAAAGUUUAUUAGGCGUACGACGGCGACUAGUCGAUUCACUAUUUCGGAUCGCGAAGCACUCUUUUAUUUUCCCAAACGGGAAGGCGAAGCUCUAAAUGCGUUGCCAGAAUCACGAGACUAUCGCAGACGAAAUAAAAAAAGAAAAAUGUCAUAGGUCGACGCACUCGCGUCUAUUUGGCGGCAGUCCAAUAGUGCACAAAAACUGCAGCAUACAGCCAUAGACAAUGCAUAUCCGCAACAAAACUUCUUGCAACUUGGCUGUAUAAGCGCAGCAGUUGUCGUUUGCCAAAUAUUGCGCGGGAAAUUUGAUUUUAAUGUGAGUGUCGUUUUUGUAAUUGAAGAUACGCAAAUACAGAAGAUACGAGGUACCUACUGAACAUCUGUACUGGUGUAACCAAGAAUAGUUCAAAGAUCUCGAAUGGCGUGUCCGAGAGAUUUCCAAGUGAGUUAUUUAUGUUACAAUAAGAUUAACACUUCUUCCCCGAGAGGGGCCUGGGUUUCCAUAUUUUUAGUUGUACACACGACGACACGUGUUCUUUGACACAUCGAAAUACAUAGUUAAUACGUCUAGAGAAUACUUGCGCAAUAAUUAAUUUGAUUGUGAAACUAACGAGUCAUUAGAGAUGAUCAAUCAUCAUUGUUCCUAAUGUGUUUCUCACAUUUUAUAAAGGCGUUCAAUUUCAUGUGUAGACUUGGAAUUUUUCUUUCUUUGUUUACCAACAGAGCAGUGGUAUAAUGCAUCCUAUGCUAUCCAUCAGCUGAUAGAAACCGUUGCCCAUAUCCUUCAACACUCCCACACACAAUGUUUCAAAACUUCUAAUCAUUGCCAAAUAGCUAUCCAGAAUAGUGUAGCAUACGCGAGAUAUUCAGAUACCUAAAUAUGCAAUAAUCAUGGAAUUGGCAACAUUUUUUCAGUGUUUUUUUUUACUAUUUUCGUCGUUUAGUAUUUUGUUUUCAAUUGGAUCUUCGUUGUUUUUAUUAGCAUCAUGUUCAUCUGCUGUCUCCGCUUAUACUACAUUCAGCAUUUCAUCGUGUACUAUAAUUAACGUCGUGACUUCCCCCAAAAGCUCGUAUUUUCAUAUGAAUACAUCUUCCCGGUCAGUAGCCGCGCUUUACUUGAGAUAGACUGACGUCGCCCGUGCAGGGUUCAUCCCGUGUGCUCGUAAUUGAAACGAGCCCAGAGAGGCCCUGUACAGGCUAAAGGCGGUCCGUAUCAAGUUCGGAAUUUGAAUUUCGAAAAAGGAACAUUGGGGUUUUAACCACACAUUGUGCCAGUAAAAGUAACCAGAGACAAACAGACUUUUUUUUACAACUGACCAUAGACAGUGUUUUUUUUUCACUCGAUCAUAGACUGUGCUUUUUUUUUCUUAAAACAUAGAUAGUGUUUAAUGUUUAUAAUAGUAGUGAGAGGAAAUGGGGAAGAAGAAGAAAAGUAACGCCAAAAGAGCAGGCAACAGAUUCUUCCGCUGGAUAAAAAGUGACCUACCGGAUGAAGAGGACAAGAAAUCACCGGUUCUCCUCUUAGGGGUCAAUAAAAUAUCUGACUCUCCUUCAGUCAUUCGCAGGAGGUCCACCGAACCGCACACCACUGGGUCCAUAAGAUUCUUCAGACCUCCCAAGUCUAAGUACACCAGAGGUCUUCAAGGAGAUGAAAGAUUAGAGAGAAUACGUCAAGAUCUCUCAGUGCACAAACACAAGCCAGACAAAUACAUUCCCAAAGAUAAUGACGUAUCAUUGGAGUUGGAUGAGAAUAGGUGUAUCAAAUUAAACUGUGUCGGCAACUGUAUUUGUGAUAAGAAAAAAUGCUCAUCCGAUAGAGGAUCGUUCUCGUUUCACAGGCCUGAGAAUAGGCAGUCUUCCCUCUGCCCUUCUGAGCCUUACGAUAAAGCAGAGGACAAAAAAGACUAUUCAGAAAACGAUAUCGAGUUUAAAUACAAAGAACACAUUCCAAAUUCUCAACCUAGUACAAGUAAGAGCUCCUACAACGUCACUCCCAAAUCGACUGAACGAAGGCAUUUCUUACUAGCAAACCUCAAUGAGAGAUUCAGGAAAACUCUCAGCUUGGACUCUCGAAAAAUUGAGACGAACCGCGUACCUCUGACGUUAGCAAAGGACACUCGACCCAAAUCUCUAGUUAACACGAGCAAUAUUUGCGUGCAAAACUUUAGAACGCCCAACCAUUUGGCGACAAACUACGAUAAACCGAACCAACAGCCGAAGAAGAAGCGAAAAUCGUUUUUCUCUCUCGACACUUUCUUUGAUACCAAGAAGUCGGACACGUCAUCAAUAGAUGACUAUUGCUCGUCCAAAUAUAAACGAUUCGAACUAGAGAGCGACGACUCACCACUGUUUAGACGCGACGCCAACCAUAGAGAGAAGACUCCUGACCUACUCAACCUGCCCGUUAUUAUAGAUUCGGUGCGUAAAAAACAAUCGGACCCCAAAAGACAAUUGGAAAAGCUCGAGAACCACUACUACAAAAGUCUAAUUAAAACACAGCCUGUUAUAGACGCGGUCCCCAAAGACGCUAAAGACUUAGAUGGUCCUAGCGGAAAUGCCGAUCACAUAUUUGUCGACGAUGAUGACGUGGAAUACAUUGAACCUAUACGCAGUAACUUCACCAGUCAGAGCACGUUGAUAUUAGAGAAAAACAUUAAUGGAGAUUGCACUUUGAAACCUGAUUCUAUUUUGACCAUUAACACUGAAGAGACUGAUAUUAAACUGCCGAGUUCGACAGUUUCACCCAAAUCGAAUGAUGCUGGAAACCUGGAUAAUGAUUUGGAUAGCAUAGGAAUUUAUGAGAUUGAAGUGAAAGAGACGGAUUUGCUCCAAGAUCUCACGAAGGAUCUGAAAGUUAAAGUGAUGGAUAAGUCUGUGGAUUCUAUCGGCAGUUGCUCGCUAGAUGUCGACGCGAGCACGGACUUCUCAGACACAACAUCUGGGAGUCUGAACCUACUCACGCCUUCGUCGACCACCAGUCGAAUCCGGGACUUCAACUCCAGAUUCCAGGAGCGGGCUGCGUCUAACCUCCAGCCCGUCAGCCAACACCCUACCCCCACGAUCACGCCGAUACGCACACCAGAAGACCCUACACCCACGCCCAAACGUUCAGAAAACUUACUAAAACCUCCACCAAAAGUACACCUGGACGCGGGAAGCCACAGGUCGCGAGGUCACCACAAGAAGCGGGACGAACUACCCCACAAGAAGCCGAGCUAUCUAAACCUAGCUUGCUCCGUAAACGGUUACACAAACCUUACCACAUACGACUCCAAAUUACGGCAGGACAUCAACAAAAGUCGUGAAGCGUCACCGAUACGGCCUAUCACACACACUUACCAAUACAAGAGCGAGAACAACUCUCUACUAGUCCCUGUGCCGGUGAGUGCUAAUAAGCUGCUGGUUCCGACCUUCGGGCCUCAUGAUACAAGAACAGAUUUGACAGCGAAAGCGCCUUCUAAGGCGCACACCGAUCCCUAUCUAGCGACGUCGCCGCUGCAUGUCUACAUGGCGAGCGAGAAUAAACAGUUGAAGAACGACUUCCUUGGCGCCAACAUGACGACCACGACGAGCAGGCCUUACAUCUCCAGCGAGAGCAAGAACUUCGCGACUUCAAUGUUGCACCAGCAGAACAGUGAUGUCGUCGACAACGCUAAAGAGUUGUCGUUCAAGUCCAGUUACUCGGAAACGAAUUUCCGGAAGACAGUGUCUACCAAUGGCAAGGAAACUAGAUACAGCUCGGAGUCUUACACCAUAUCCUCCAAUGGCAUGUCGAAAAGAGUGGAAAUCACCAAGGAGAAUGGGGAGAAACUGACGAGUCCAAUGAAGAGCUUCAUACAGCAAAGGGUCGAGAGGUUAUACGGACCUGGAGCGCUCGCUCAAGGCUUCUUCAACCAGAAGAGGCACAAGAUGAAGAGUCAGAGCGAGGACGACGACCCGAAAGUGCUGACGGAGAAAUCACUCAACUGUCCGAGCGAGAGAUUCGUCAGCCCCAGGAAAUCAUCGAGCUUCGAGAGCGAAAACGUCUUUACUAGUCCGAACGGAGAGAGCGAUGCGAGCGUAUCGUUGCCAGUUCUCAGGCAUUUGAGGCCGGAGUUCCGCGCGCAGUUGCCGAUCUUAUCACCAAAGAAGAGUGUCAAGCCGGAACUCUCGCCCCAGAAACCCGAAGACAUUCCAAGCCCCAAGACUGAACCGGUGACUGAAGCCAGUGUUGUGCAUGUAACGAACGGUGUGUCUGUGAUAAAGUUGAAUGACUCCGCUCAGGAGGCUGUGAACGGUGUGAACAGUGUUAACGGUGUGGAGCAAAGUGCUGAGGAGGUCGUUAAGGAUGCACAUUACUUCCUUGCUUUGGAGAAGAAGGAGACUGAAAGGCUGCUGGGCAUGGCCGCUGCCGCUGAGAAAGAAUUGGAAAGCUUACAGGAUCAAGAUGUGAGCGAAGAAGUCUUAGGGCUCCUCAGGGCGGCGGCUGGUAAAGCUAGACUGCUUGCCACCCAGAAGAUGCAGCAAUUUGAAGGUUUAUGCUACAACAACAUAAACGAGCGAGCCGACGAGCCGUUCCCCACCACCGUCCAGGACCUGCAGGGGUUCUGGGACAUGGUCCGUCUGCAGCUCGACAACGUGGAUGCUCUGCAUCAACAGAUAUAUAGGCUCAAGGACAACGGCUGGAGGGAGAUAUCGUCUCCCCUACCCCGUGCGGCCAAUCCCCCGUCGGGUAGCGGGUCUAGACCCCGAGGUCGUAAUCCCCUACCCGGAACACUACCCGCCACUCGUAAUAACAACGAAAAGGCAAGAUUGGCCGCCCAGAAAAGGGAUGCGGACAGGAAGGCCAUGUUGGAACAUAGGAGGAGGAUAGCUCGCGAGAAGCAAAUGGCUGGCCCCAGUCGGGAACGAGAUCAAGACAUGAACAUAGAAGGCACACAGGAGGUAGAAAUCUUCGUAGGCAGGGGUCCGAAGCCAUCCACUAAGGCACCCCAGGGAGACUGUCCCACUCACACACACUCGGACGUCUCUCUCGCCGACAGCUGAUCGCUAUACAAACAUAACAAAAUCACUAAAACUUGAAAAAAUCACUCAAAAAAGCGAGCGAGCCUUACAUUAGUCGCGUUUGAUGUGUAACAUUUGAAACCUCACCUUAUAUUAGUUAAAAAAAGAAAUAAAACCUACUACAAAAGGAAUAAGCCAUUUGAACAUUACUGUUCUAAAAUCAAAUCAAAAAGCUUCCCAAACUUCCUGUUACACACUUCCGUCCCACUUCACGCAAUCACUCCCACAAAUCGCAGGAAAGCGAGAGGAAAGAUGUUACACAUCAAUAAACCGCAUAAUUAAUUGGACGAUGAUUAAACGGACGAAAUUCAGUAAAUUUGCUAAAUCUCGAUUUAACAAAAACUAGAUCUAUCCCACGGAGAAAUCGAAACGUGAAUGUCCUUUUGACAUUAUUAUUUAAACUUGUCCAGUCGUUAAAUUUCUAAAUAAUAAAAAAGACAUUAUUAUACAGCGGAUGAAUCAAGUUUUAGUUAAAUUGAGAUUGAGCAACAUUUCUGCAAGUGUACCUUAAUAAUUCGCACACAGAGACUUUGAUUAAGUUAAUAAUGAUUGAAUGGGCAAAAUUUAAUGUUUAAUUUAAGUUCAUUAACAUUCAUUCAGUUUAGGAUAAUACGUAUACAAGUAUCUCCAAAGGGGGGCACGAGCCGGGCAAUUUGUCCAGAGCGGCAAAAAUUAGGGGCGGCAAAAUUGACUAGAUCAGCCGAAAAGUACGUCACUAAAAAUUGUGGCAAAAAAAUUUUCCCGGAGCGGCAAAAAUUCUAAAUCGUUAAAGUUGAUUUUUUUAUUACAUUAGAUAACGGGCAAUUUAUCCAGGGUGGCAUAAUUGACUAGGUCAGCCGAAAAGUACGUCACUAAAGGGCGGCAAAAAAAAUUGCCCGGACCGGCAAAAAUUCUAAAUCGUUAAAGUUGAUUUUUUUUUAUUACAUUAGAUAACGGGCAAUUUGUCCAGGGCGGCAAAAUUGACUAGGUUAGCCGAAAAUUACGACACUAAAGGGCGGCAAAAAUUUUUGCCCGGAGCGGCAAAAAAUCUAAAUCGUUGAAGUUGAAAAAUAACUUUUACAUUAGAUAAUUUAUAGUGUUUUCUACCCACAGAACUAGAACCAACUAUCUCCGAUUCGAUUACACAAAGAACUUACUAUCUCCGAUUCGAUUACACAAAGAACUUAAUAUUAUUUUCAAUCAGUCAAAAAUUAAUUGAAGUCUCUGGGUGCAGCACCCGUUUAACUAAUAAUGAAGCGCAUAUAUUAAAUACCAAGUCCGUUCUGAUAAUUUGUAAGAAUUUUCGAAAUCUGUUGAGUAAUUUCAGAGAUAAAACUCUUAUACAAAAACAUUACCCAUUGUAUUAAUUUUAAUAUGUAUAAAUUUUACAUGAUUCUUGACUAUUGAAAGCUUUAGCAGUCUUAAAAUUAUUUAUUAACUUAAUUAAAAAAAAAAGUCAAAAUAAUAAUCAAAAUUUAUCUUACAACAAACAUUAAACUAAAUAGCAUCACAAUUGUCGAGAAUUAUGUAAAAAAAAACAUAUAAUAUAAGUGCUUGUUAAUUCGUUAAAUAAAGUGUUUUGUAUAAUGAUUACACAUUAACACGAAAUUUUUAUCCGGCGCGAAGGACCAAGUCGGAAGUAUUAAUGGCUGACGGUUUUUUAGACUACACAUUACUGUCAAAAAUUUCAAUCAAUUUUCAAUCUUAAUUGUUGAUGGGCAAGGUUAAAAAUUUAUUACACAAUUUUGAUAUUUAUGUGUAGCCCAAAAUGCUGUUGUUUGUACUGAAAAAAUAUAAAUAAACUUUUACACCCAAUUUCAAGAUCUCUCACCUUUUAUUCACAAAUCACGAAAUAAAUAUUAUGUAUUAUUCUUAUUUAUUGCGCAAUGAAAUGGCAGAUAUAGCACUAAUCAUAUUGUUAAAUCUUCUUACUAGCUGUAUAUUAUAUUCUAUUUAGAAAUCGACAAAAUCAUGUUUGAAUUGUUAUUUCAGAUUAAAUUUCAAUUAAUGUAUUUAUAAUAUACAAAAUACAUGGGGCAUUCCACGCGAAGCGGACAGGUUAAAAAACUCGAUGUUUCCGAUUUCAGUAAUAUUUGAGUAUGUUCUACUUAUACUUAUUAUUGAUACGUGUACCAAAUAUUUUUGUGAUAUAUUGACUAGUUAAAGUGUAAUGGGACUUUGAAGUUUUCGACAACCGGUUGGCAUGCAGUACUUCAAAGCCGAUUAUGGACUCAUAAAAUUAUAUAUUAAAAUAACUAAACCACUGGAUUUCCUACUUUAUUUACUGGGCUUUUUAACUGUGUUUUUGGAAUAGAAAAAAAAUUUUUUUUUUCGUAAAAAAAAACCAAUUUAAGUUUUUUUCCUUGAUUUUCACCAAGUUAGACCAUUUAGUUUAUUUUAAUUUUUUUUAUAUAAAUUGCUAAUAUUGUAUAGAACAUUGGUGCCAACUUUUAUAAUGGGCGUGAAAGUGGAUUAGGAGCUAGACUGAAAAUACUGCCGAAGGGUGGCGUCCAGCGCCGCGCCUGUUGACCGCCGCUUGUGCGCGAUUAGUCAUCAAACUGUCAAUCAAAUAAAAUCACUUUUGACGGAAUGUUUUGUAGAUUUUUAAUAAAACCAAUACAUAGAAAAAAUUCCUCGCGGACCAGGCAGCAGACGGGACUCGAACCCUCACCCUUCGCAAUCCGGGCGAAUGCACUGACCAAUUAUGCUACCGCGGCCCUCAUGAACCGCGUCGAAAUUCCUCUAGCCAUUCUUAAGCUGCAAGGCAGCGCCAUCUCUUCGCAUUAUAGGUAAUCCACAAUGUCAAAUGAAUACUUUUACAAGUAUUAAACAUUUGAAAGAAGAAAUAGCAACUAUAGUUAUAAUUUUUAUUUCUUUAAAGCAUGUAACUGCUUGAUGUUUAAAUCUAAAGAAAAUAUAACUAGAAAAAAUUCCACGUGGACCAGGUAGCAGACGGGAUUCGAACUCGCAUCCUUCGCAAUCCGGGCGAAUGCACUGACCAAUUAUGCUACCGCGGCCCUCACGGACCGCGUCGAAAUUCCUCUAGCCAGG
This is a messenger RNA of Chilo suppressalis (striped riceborer), 8661 nucleotides long. The record is from the annotation of a GenBank genome assembly. NCBI's taxonomy places the organism in Eukaryota, Metazoa, Arthropoda, Insecta, Lepidoptera, Crambidae.